AUGGGUAUGGAUAAAUUUUUGGAGACACAUGGGAUUCAUUUGGAAAGAGAAGAUGAUGAUUUUGAACCAAGUGCUAAGAAUGAAAGAUCUAUUCAAGAAAAGCAACAAAAUCUUAGAAAGAUAAAUACAAAAUCAAGUUGUCAAGCCAUGACACUUGAUACAUUUUUGGAGACAAAUGAGAUUCAUGUGGAAGGAGAGGAGAAACAUAGUGGAGCAAAUGCUAAUAAAGUUGGAGAUGAUGAUGAUGAUGAUUUCUCGGAUGAUGAAGACUAUGUUAGUGAAUAUGAAGAUGCAGUUCUUCAUGGUGAUGACAAUCACCUUAUGGAAACUAACAAUGUUGAAGGUGUUAUACUCCAAAGACUAGAAGGACACGAGGAAAAACAAGGUGUGCUAAAAUCUAUGCAAGAAUCAAAGUUCAUUCUUCCGAAAGAGGGAAAAGAGUGGGUGAUGACUGGUGUUCGAGAAGUUUGGAAAGGUUACAAAACAAGAAUCAAGGGAAAGCAUUUUGAGAUAUAUAACAACAUUGAAAAUAUGCUGAAAAAUCGCCCUUUAGAUAUUCCAGAAGCUCUAUCUCGUUUAAAUUCUGAAAAUCGUAAAAAGCAACAACAUCAACAUCGAAUGAGACCUAUAAGUUUUGCAAAAGUGCAUAAUAAAAUGCAUGAAAUGAAUGAGAAUAAAGAAGACCCAUCACAAGUUGAUAUGUUUGUUGCAACUCGAACUGGACAAAAAGAAAAAGAGCUUGAUUCAGGAACACAAGCUGUUAUUCUAAGUCAUAAUAAGUUGAAGAUAAACUUAAGAGCCACCAAGAAGCUGGAGACACUCCCGAGAAAGCCUUUACUACAGUAUUUGGCAAAGAACAACGAAGAAGAGUUCGAUAAAGAACGGGAGAUUGCUAAAAUUAAGCAACAACAUGCAGAGACUAUAAAUUCAAUGAAAACUGAACUUCAUGAGAUAAAAGACAGAGUCCAAAGUUUGGAGGAUCUUGUGAAGCUUCUCUUUCAACAGAGUUCUCUUGGCACAAAUAUUGAUGAAGCACUGUCUUUAUUACGAGCCAAGGAAUCAACACAUGAUAUAAAUAGUAAGCAAUGUCUGACUGGCAAUGAUCGUCCUUCCUCAUCAACUCGUGAUCCAAAAUGA
This is a messenger RNA of Arachis stenosperma, 1137 nucleotides long. RefSeq lists its product as uncharacterized. Bases 1 to 1137 code for a protein of 378 amino acids. NCBI's taxonomy places the organism in Eukaryota, Viridiplantae, Streptophyta, Magnoliopsida, Fabales, Fabaceae. The transcript has 7 exons. The record is from RefSeq and is a predicted model, not a curated record.